AUGCGGGCGGGCCGCGGUGCGGCGGCCGGGGAGGCGGCGGCGGCGGCCGAAGAGGAGGCUGCCGAAGCGGCCAAGCGCGGCGGGGCGGCGGCGGCGGCGGCAGCGGCAGCGGCUGCGGCGGGGAGGGUGCGGAGCCGCGGCGGGAAGGGGUCCCCGAAUGGCGAGUGCCGGCGCGGGGAUCCGCCGCGCAGCCCCGGCCCGGAGCCGCCCCGGGAGCCCAAGGUCUCCUUCUCCUGCGGCGGUGGCGGCGGCGGCGGCGGCUCCGCAUCCCCCGGCGGGGCCAAGGCGGCCGAGGAGGGCGCGGGCGAGGAUGCGGGAGAGGAGGCCCGCGGGAGCCAGGCCAGCUUCAUGCAGCGGCAGUUCGGGGCCAUGCUCCAGCCCGGCGUGAACAAGUUCUCGCUGCGGAUGUUCGGCUCGCAGAAGGCGGUGGAACGGGAGCAGGAGCGCGUCAAGUCGGCGGGGGCCUGGAUCAUCCACCCCUACAGCGACUUCAGGUUUUACUGGGACUUCACAAUGCUGCUCUUCAUGGUGGGCAACCUCAUCAUCAUCCCCGUGGGCAUCACCUUCUUCAAGGAGGAGACCACAGCUCCCUGGAUCGUGUUCAAUGUGGUCUCUGACACCUUCUUCCUGAUGGAUCUGGUGCUCAACUUCCGGACGGGGAUCGUCAUCGAGGACAACACCGAAAUCAUCCUGGACCCCGAGAAGAUCAAGAAGAAGUACCUCAAGACCUGGUUUGUGGUGGACUUUGUCUCCUCCAUCCCUGUGGACUACGUCUUCCUCAUUGUGGAGAAGGGCAUCGACUCGGAGGUCUACAAGACCGCUCGAGCCCUGCGCAUCGUUCGCUUCACCAAGAUCCUCAGCCUGCUGCGGCUCCUGCGCCUCUCCCGCCUCAUCCGCUACAUCCACCAGUGGGAGGAGAUUUUCCACAUGACCUACGACCUGGCCAGCGCCGUGAUGAGGAUCAUCAACCUCAUCGGCAUGAUGCUGCUGCUGUGCCACUGGGACGGCUGCCUGCAGUUCCUGGUGCCCAUGCUGCAGGACUUCCCGCAGAACUGCUGGGUCUCCAUCAACGGCAUGGUGAACGACUCCUGGAGCGAGCUCUACUCCUUCGCCCUCUUCAAGUCCAUGAGCCACAUGCUGUGCAUCGGCUACGGGAAGCAGGCCCCCGAGAGCAUGACGGACAUCUGGCUGACCAUGCUCAGCAUGAUCGUGGGGGCCACCUGCUACGCCAUGUUCAUCGGCCACGCCACCGCCCUCAUCCAGUCGCUGGACUCCUCCCGGCGCCAGUACCAGGAGAAGUACAAGCAGGUGGAGCAGUACAUGUCCUUCCACAAGCUGCCCGCCGACUUCCGCCAGAAGAUCCACGACUACUACGAGCACCGCUACCAGGGCAAGAUGUUUGAUGAGGACAGCAUCCUGGGGGAGCUCAACGAGCCCCUCCGUGAGGAAAUUGUGAACUUCAACUGCCGCAAGCUGGUGGCCUCCAUGCCGCUGUUUGCCAACGCGGACCCCAACUUCGUCACGGCCAUGCUCACCAAGCUGAAGUUUGAGGUGUUCCAGCCGGGCGACUACAUCAUCCGAGAGGGGACCAUCGGCAAGAAGAUGUACUUCAUCCAGCACGGGGUGGUCAGCAUCCUCACCAAGGGCAACAAGGAGAUGAAGCUCUCCGACGGCUCCUACUUCGGAGAGAUCUGCCUGCUGACGCGGGGCCGGCGCACGGCCAGCGUCCGGGCGGACACCUACUGCCGCCUCUACUCGCUCUCGGUGGACAACUUCAACGAGGUGCUGGAGGAGUACCCCAUGAUGAGGAGAGCCUUCGAGACCGUGGCCAUCGACCGCCUCGACCGCAUCGGGAAGAAGAACUCCAUCCUGCUCCACAAAGUGCAGCACGACCUCAACUCGGGCGUCUUCAACAACCAGGAGAACGAGAUCAUCCAGGAGAUCGUCAAGUACGACCGGGAGAUGGUGCAGCAGGCGGAGCUGCAGCAGCACACGGCCAUGUACAGCCCCGUCCAGCCUCAGGUCACCUCUGCCAUCGCCACCCUCCAGCAAGCCGUCGCCAUGAGCUUCUGCCCGCAGAUGGCCAGCCCGCUGGUGGGCUCCAUGGCGCUGGGCUCGCCCCGCAUGAUGCGCCGCCUGCAGUACGCCCAGGCCGUGCCCAGCCCCUUCGCCGUCUCCCCUGUCCUGCUGCAGCAGAGCUCCCCGCAGCAGCCGCAAGCCCCCGUGCCCCACGCCAACCCCUCGCCCUCGCAGGACCCGGUGCAGCCUGCCACCUUGUCCGCCUCCACCAGCGCCUUCGCCGCGGCCAGCCCGCCCACCCAAAGCCCCCUGGCCAGUCGGACGUUCGCCUACGGAGCCAGCCCGGGCCAGCUGGGCUCGCAGCUCUCCCUCAGCCAGCAGCAGGCCCCCGGCUCCCCCCAGCGCCUGGCUGCCCACAAGAGCACGCAGGCGCUGCACACCAGCAGCCUCAGCCAGGAUUCGAGGCCCCUCUCGGCCUCGCAGCCCUCCCUGCCCCACGGGCUGGCGGCCGGCAGCACCCAGAGCCCCCCGGCCUCGGCCCGCGAGUCCUCCACCUCCAUCGGCGGGGGCGCAGCCGCUGCCUCGCCGGGCCCCGGUCCCCCGGCCGGGCUGCGGGUCCAGGCGCCCUCGCGAGGGGCUGCUGCUGCCCACCCGGCGGCACCGGUGGGCUCGGUGCCCGCCCCGCCCCAGGACUCCGCGGCCGCCCGCAAGGAUUCGGCGGCCAGCACGCCCGACACGGACCCGGCCAAGUCCAGGCUGUCUUCCAACUUGUGACCUCCGGCCCCGCGCCCUCCUCCCACCGCCACCCGGGGACGAGCUCACCGGAGGGGCUGCGGCACUGAGCCCCGACUCGCCCCUCUGCCCGCCCCGCAUCGUCCCGACAAGGAGCACCGGGCGGGGCGCCGCCGGCCGCCAGCCCCUGGCUUCCCCUCGCCGCACGCUACAGGGUGGGGCAACUGCCGGGAGUGGGCACGGAGCCCCUGCUCCCCCUCCCCACCCCGCUCUCACCCCACCGCCAUCACCACGGGGACACGACGGAGGCCGGGGUGAGCCCCCGGCUGCAUCGCCUCCGACCAAAGUGUGGCUCCCAUCUCCUGCUCCCCGCGGCGAAGCCCCCACCCGCCCCACCCUGCUCCCCAGCCUCGCAGGCUGCCCCAUCGAAGCCACUGCUGCAUCGCCCCCGCGACCAACGCUGUAUAUGGUAUCUAUGACCUGAGUACCCACCCCUGUGCGUGCCUCUGCAGGACACCCCCCCGGGGGCUUCACCCCCUGGCUGUCCCUCCUGCCCUCCCACAGCCCCAGGCAAAGAGGUGAUGGUCCAGGACUGGAGGUAAGUUGUGCGUGGGGGUGGUUCUGAGGGAUGGUCACCCCCUGAAGCUUGUGAGCACCCCACACCCACACUGUCGUCCCCCUCCCCCGUCCCCACCAACCUGGCCCUGCAGCUGCGAGGUGGGGGUUAAAGGUGGCCUGGCCUGACCUGCCUGUAGUCAGCAGUGGGGCAGAGGCUGGAGCCAGAGUCCUCACCCUGAGGCUGCCCCGUGGGUGGUCGGGGAAGGCACAGAGGGGGAUGUGUGUGCAGGUAGCUGUGAGCGUUGAGUGUGAGUGUGAGUGUGUGUGUGUGCACGUCUGCCUCUGCCUCACACUCCAGAGCCUUCCACGCUGAAUGCAGCCAGUGACUGCAGACGAGGGGCCCCACGCCAGCCCCGGGCCAGGGCCCCACUCCAGGCGUCCACCUUUCCAUCCAGCCCAUCCUGUGCAAUAAACGUCAGCGACUGACAGAGCUA
Messenger RNA from Pogoniulus pusillus (Red-fronted tinkerbird), 3803 nucleotides. It is a transcript of the gene HCN2, whose product is annotated as hyperpolarization activated cyclic nucleotide gated potassium and sodium channel 2. Gene Ontology annotation, molecular function: voltage-gated potassium channel activity. The record is from RefSeq and is a predicted model, not a curated record. The transcript is spliced from 8 exons. Gene Ontology annotation, biological process: sodium ion transmembrane transport; regulation of membrane depolarization; potassium ion transmembrane transport. The coding region runs from base 1 to 2793 and encodes 930 amino acids. Gene Ontology annotation, cellular component: dendrite; HCN channel complex; axon. NCBI's taxonomy places the organism in Eukaryota, Metazoa, Chordata, Aves, Piciformes, Lybiidae.